AUGGAAAUUGAAGGCGACGUGGGUGGUGUCGUCGUGGGUGAUCGUGUGGAGAGCGUCGAUGGCGCGCGCGCGCGGGUGCGAUGGACGGGCUCGGUGGACGGACGCUCGGGGCGAUGGAUUGGUUUGGAGUGGGACGACCCGACGCGAGGGAAACACGACGGUGUUGUCGACGGCGUUCGAUUGUUUACGUGCGCUGCGAGGAGCGGGGACGAUGCAAAGUCUCGACCGGCGUCGCUCGUGCGACCGCACAAGCUCGCUCGCGCGCAAACGUUCGCCGAAGCGUUUCGCGCGCGAUACGCACGAGAGCGUGAUGAGGACGAUGACACGACAAACGACAUGUACAUACGCACGGCGAGAGGACAUAAGAUGCGAGUAGAGCUGUGCGAGACGACGGCAGACGCGGACGCCGAUGCGGACGCGGUGAGGAAACGGUUAAAGUUGAUGACACGAGCGUACAUCGACCACGCGCGUGUGUCUAGCAUGGGCGAGCCCGGCGCGGCGAGCGCGUGUGCGGGACCUUUGCGGGUAUUGGGUUUAGCGGGUAGCUUGUUGAACUCAUGGGAUGGCGUGAUGCGUAUUGCGGAGGAGUUUCCACUCUUACAGGCGCUGGAUUUGAGCGGAAUUCGGCUUCACUCAUGGACCGGCGGUGGCGAGAAGACUUUCGCAAACCUGAAAGUUCUUGUUUUGAAUGAUUCUGACGUACGUUGGCGAGAUGUAUGCGCGAUUAGCGCGCACGUGCCCGAGCUCGAGGAGCUGUACAUAAAUGGGAACGGCAUGUCUUCCUUUGAGUUGGAUAAAGCCGCAACGUCGGUCUUCCCAAAACUACGCACGUUGAGCGUGGAGAGCAACGGAAUUCGCAAAUGGCGCGAAAUCGAAGCGAUUGGUCAUCAGCUACCACGUUUGGAGUCGCUGCAUGCAUCUGAGAACGCGCUUUCGGAAGUUCUCCCCACAUGUGCGUUCCCUGCGCUCAAGACAUUGCUCAUGGGCGAUAACGAGCUCAACUCUUGGACAUCCGUGGAUGCGCUGAAUUCAUUCCCUCAACUCGAGGACGUACGUUUGAGUGGAAAUCCAAUCGUAAACGCCGAUGCUUCCGUUCGUUACGAGGUCAUCGCGCGCGUCCAAGGGCUGAAGAUGCUGAAUGGUUCGUCGGUUUCACCAGCGGAACGCAAAGACUGCGAGAUUCGAUACUUGCGGAAAGCCUUACAAAAACUGAAGGACUUUUCCGGCGACAUCGAAGGCGAGAAGAACGCCAGACGAGAGAACCCUCGAAUCGACGCACUUGUCGCCGUACAUGGGGAGCUAGUCACGCACGCGGCGACCGCACCGGGUUCGGGAACGCUCGCGAGCGUUUCCGUCGAGCUCGUCCUGUGUCUUGAAUCCGCCGGUCGCACAAUGACGAAGAAACUUCCGAAGAGCACCACCGUGGGAAAAGUCAAGCUCAUGUGCUCCAAGCUCUUCAAAUUCACUGUCUCCUCGGCCGAGCUUUUCCUCAUCGUCGACGAGGACGAACGCGUGCCGCUCGCUCCGGACGACGAACCACUCUCGCGCUUCGCCCCAAGAAAUGGCCAACGCGUCGACAUCGUCCUAGCCUAG
This is a messenger RNA of Ostreococcus tauri, 1593 nucleotides long. Its product is annotated as CAP Gly-rich domain. Lineage: Eukaryota; Viridiplantae; Chlorophyta; Mamiellophyceae; Mamiellales; Bathycoccaceae. Bases 1 to 1593 code for a protein of 530 amino acids. The transcript has a single exon. The record is from RefSeq and is a predicted model, not a curated record. Gene Ontology annotation, molecular function: U2 snRNA binding. Gene Ontology annotation, biological process: mRNA splicing, via spliceosome.